Molecule: messenger RNA, 904 nt
Organism: Blepharisma stoltei
Lineage: Eukaryota; Ciliophora; Heterotrichea; Heterotrichida; Blepharismidae
Source: the annotation of a GenBank genome assembly
AUGGAAAUUUCCCCUAAGCUGACAAAUUCCUUAGAAUUUGCUGAAUCAAUACUCCUACCGAACUACAAAAAAUACGCCAAGCAUUGGCUUGCUAAUGCCACAAAGAAUGAAAUCAAAGGGCUGAAGAUAAUCAGCUACAUCAUCAAAUGUGAAGGGAAAAAACGUUUUAAACGUCCCUCUAUGAAACCUCGCAUUUCUGACCUAAGAGCUGCUGAAAACGACAUAAGAAAAGAAUCUAUGAGGUCUCAUUAUGAUAUAGAGUUUGGAGUCGAGCAGCUAAAGCAUAUUUCAGGCAGCGCAAUUCUGAGAUAUCGCAAGUUAUCUGAAUUAUCUUUUAGCACCAUCUUAACGAAAGAAGCUUUAAUCUAUUUGGAGCGCUGGAUACAGCUUAGAGAUAGCGAAGAAUAUCAGACGCUGCUUUUAAACUGCCUGAGAGGGAUUUAUUCUUGUAUAACAUUGUAAAUCAAUGAGAUAUAGACUAUUAUCAAUUUUAUAAAAAAAUGGGCAUAUAGAAUAGUAUAUUAAAAUUCAGCAAAAUCUGCCUGUGACUCAAACCCAAGAAUCGUUUUAUUGGUACUCAGCAGAAGACCAAGAGAGAGUCAAACAGAGCAAUCGGAAUUUUGUCCAAACGGCGCCUACAUUUUAUAAGAGAUCGAGAAGAGCAUUGAGCUCAAUUAACCCAGGAGACAUCACUUUUGAAAUUCCAGCUUAUGAUAGAUCAAUGUCUAAAGAAAGAAAACUUAGUGGACUGAGAGGGAAUGGAGAUUUUACAAGCUGGAUUUCUAAUUUAAAUACUGGGAAAGUUAGCUUGUAUCAAGACUCAUUUUCAACUCAUUUUUCACCUAUUAGAUCGGGAAGAAAAAGUGACUUUAAUACAUCAGUGAUUAUAAAGGUUGUCCCUUAA